Trichogramma pretiosum is the source of this 967-nucleotide messenger RNA. It is a transcript of the gene Mp20, whose product is annotated as muscle-specific protein 20-like. Lineage: Eukaryota; Metazoa; Arthropoda; Insecta; Hymenoptera; Trichogrammatidae. The record is from RefSeq and is a predicted model, not a curated record. The transcript has 4 exons. Gene Ontology annotation, molecular function: protein binding. Bases 133 to 687 code for a protein of 184 amino acids.
AACGUAUAAAACGCCCGCGGCCCAUCGACAUCGGCAUCAUUUCAGUCUCUGAUCUCUGACCGUGAGCUUCGAAGAGCUUACUUUACUUACUUUACUUAUCCACAAGCACAAAACAACAAAAUCGACUUCAACAUGUCUCUCGAACGUCAAGUCCGCAUGAAGAUCAUGUCCAAGCGCAACCCCGAAGAGGAGCGCGAGGCACAGCAGUGGGUCGAGACCGUGCUCGGCAAGAAGUUCCCCGCUGGUAUGCCGAUCGAAGACGUCCUGCGCGACGGCACUCAGCUCUGCGAGCUGAUGAACAAAAUCAAGCCCGGCUCCAUCAAGAAGAUCAACACCUCCGGUGGAGAGUUCAAGAUGAUGGAGAACAUCAACAAAUUCCAAAAGGCCCUGAUCGAGUACGGCUUGUCCGACGUCGACGUUUUCCAGACCGUUGAUCUCUGGGAGAAGAAAGACAUCGCACAGGUCAUCACAACCCUGUUCGCUCUCGGUCGCGAGACCUACAGACACCCAGAAUACACAGGCCCACAUCUAGGACCCAAGCCCGCCGACGAGUGCAAGAGACAGUUCACCGAAGAGCAAUUGAGAGCCGGCGAGAGCGUCAUCGGUCUCCAGGCUGGCAGCAACAAAGGCGCCACCCAGGCAGGACAAAACAUGGGUGCGUCCCGCAAAAUCCUCCUCGGAAAAUGAAGCGAUUAUUCAAUUUUUCUCAACCAUAGAUGCUUAGUUUUAUAUUAGAUUUAUGUAGAAAAUUAAUGUAUCGAAAAAAAUUCAUUCUUGCAUUGUGAUUUUGGAGGUACGACGGAAAAGGACGCAUUUUCAUCCAGCUCGAUCUCUAUUAUCGCGUUUGAUUAUGUAUACACUUUUUACGUACGAGUUAAGUUUAAUUUAAUUUAUGUGUGGUUUUUAUCACGAUAAUCAUUGUAUAACACAAAAAUUGUGCGACAUUUUUUUUUGAAUAAAAAAAAAA